This is a messenger RNA of Salvelinus sp. IW2-2015, 917 nucleotides long. Its product is annotated as caveolin-3. The record is from RefSeq and is a predicted model, not a curated record. Gene Ontology annotation, cellular component: caveola; sarcolemma; focal adhesion. Lineage: Eukaryota; Metazoa; Chordata; Actinopteri; Salmoniformes; Salmonidae. Gene Ontology annotation, biological process: caveola assembly; cell differentiation; regulation of cytosolic calcium ion concentration. Gene Ontology annotation, molecular function: molecular adaptor activity; connexin binding; transmembrane transporter binding.
CACUCCCUGUCCCACUACCCACUCUGCCCCUUUGACUACUACAUAUACUACUGCCCAGCUCCAGGAUAGGUAACAGCCUUGCUCAGACCACUCUUCUCGAACCCCUGUACUCUUCCAGGACCUGGGCCCUGCCUCGUCCCUCUUUGCCCCCCUCCUCUGACUAUCAUAUGACCGUGACCAUGGCUGACAUCAACAACGGUUAUGAACAGAAGUUCCAGAUGGACAGACAUCAUAAAGAGAUUGACCUGAUCAACAGAGACCCCAAGCAAGUCAACGAGGAUGUAGUGAAGGUGGACUUUGAGGACGUGAUCGCUGAGCCUGACGGGACUCACAGUCUGGACGGGGUGUGGAAGGCCAGUUACACCACCUUCACUGUGUCCAAAUACUGGUGCUACCGUAUCCUGUCUGCCAUUUUGGGGAUCCCCAUGGCUCUACUGUGGGGCUUCCUAUUUGCCUGCCUUUCCUUCUGCCACAUCUGGGCUGUGGUGCCUUGCAUUAAGAGCUGCAUGAUAGAGUCCCAGUGUUUCAGCCGUAUCUACUCCCUGGCCAUACACAUCUUCUGCGACCCGCUAUUUGAAGCCCUGGGAAAGAUAUUCUCAAGUGUUCGGGUGGUGCUACAGAAGGAUGUGUAAGGUUCAGAAGCAUGGGCCAGAUUAAGAUUUGGAUAGGGUAGUGAUGGUGCUGCACGGUCUACUCUCCACCCUAAAGUAGGCUACUUCCCUGGCCUCAUGUCUGAUUGCUGAUGCUGGGUCUGACUCAUUUUCCAAAAAGAGCUUGUGAUUGAUAGAGAUUAGUGUGUUCAAUCAGAAGAGAAAAAGAAUAGUGCUCUUAAUUUGAUCUCUCUUUUGUUGCUGAGAAUUGCACACUUUUAGUGUAUUCAAGGUUUAAAAUGCCUUCUAAAGUUUUUAAUUUCCACU